Molecule: messenger RNA, 192 nt
Organism: Paramecium pentaurelia
Lineage: Eukaryota; Ciliophora; Oligohymenophorea; Peniculida; Parameciidae
Source: the annotation of a GenBank genome assembly
AUGAAAUUGACAUCAAAUGUCAAAUUAUAAAUAAAUUAGAUUAUUAGAAGUAGAAGAACAACAUUUAUUAAAAACUAAUUGUUUUUAUUCCUUUAAAAAUCUUCAAAUAAUCUUCAAAAUUACAAAGCUUUAAGAAAAAAUUUAUAAAAAGUAUUUGGAAUUUCCAGUUUCAUGAGGAAGGCAAAGUUGUGA